Molecule: messenger RNA, 382 nt
Organism: Sapajus apella (tufted capuchin)
Lineage: Eukaryota; Metazoa; Chordata; Mammalia; Primates; Cebidae
Product: secretoglobin family 1D member 2-like
Exons: 2
Coding region: 77-382 (101 amino acids)
Source: RefSeq, a predicted model, not a curated record
CAUGACUACAUAGGCUCCUGGAGUCUAAUCCAAAUCACUCAUUGUGAAAGCUGAGCUCACAGCAGAAUAAGCCACCAUGAGGCUGUCGGUGUGUCUCCUGCUGGUCAUGCUGAGCCUUUGCUGCUACCAGGCCAAUGCUGUUGUCUGCCCAGCUGUUGUUUCUGAUAUCAUAAACUUCUUCUUCUUACCUGACGAUCUUUUAAAGCUGGAAAUUUCCAAAUAUAAUCCACCUCCAGAAGCUGUUGCAGCCAAGUUCGAAGUAAAGAAAUGCACAGAUCAGAUAUCUUCUGAGAAUCGAAGUCUUCUUCAAGACAUCCUGGUAAUUGAUUUCUCCUUUAUGCAGAGGCAUAAUUCAACUCACCUACACCUCCGAGUGUGCUGA